CUUCCUUACUCCUAUUGUUUUAUUCCAUUUGUUUUCACUUGCUCUUCUUACUUCCUUUUCGGAUCAACAUCGUAUUUACCUUUGUAUUUCACCAUCCCUCCCUCCAUUAUCUUACCUGUACCUUCACAAUGCCUCCAUUCGCGGGUUCUGUUGACAAGGACGAGGACGUACCCAUGGCCGGGAAUCCGCCCUCGGAAUCGUUGGCAGGCAUCGAAGAGGCAGCGCCUCUCUACCUGGAGUACAUUACUUCCGAAUCAACUAGGAAUGAUCUUCUCUCCAUCAUGCCUGGUAACAACCUCACUACAUAUGCGUUCUGCGCAGUAGCUGAAGAGAGUGAUGCUGCCAAACUGGAGAUAUUGGAAGCCAUCACAGAGUACUUCCAAGAUCCAGCACCUGGGAAAAGCCGGGAAACAUUCAUCGUGUCGCCGUUCGACGACAACAUCAACUUCCUCGUGAGAUAUAGGGCUCAUUCUCAUGGCUGGAGCUUGGCGAUCCUUGAACCCUCCGACCUGAUAAGAGACGUGCCAGCAUGGCUGGUACACCUCCUUGAUCGUGUUUUCGAUAUCAUGCGUCUCCGGAUUCCCUACUUUGAGCCUAAGGGAUUCAGAUGGUUCUUGCAUCAGCGAUUUGUUCACUUCGGCACCGACCCAUCAAAUACUCUAUUCCCCUUGAUGUUUCCCCGCAUAGAAGAGGUUCGCAGCGACUGUUUCUGGGAGUUUGCGGGCAAGGAGUCCAGAAGCCAGCUUUACGGCGAUGGUCUUAACCUUGUGGACUGCUCUGAGUCUAUGUUGGAGGACCAAUUGGCAGGUGAUGAGGGUGAAGGGUCCCAGGUUCAGCCUCGUUCCCGUGAUCGUUCUCGUUCGCCGCCCUCUCUUCGUCGGAGCAGCCGCGUCAAGCGGAGAAGAAUCAACUACAGUGAAGUUUCGGACAUCAACGUAGACUUGCGAGCCAAGAGCAGUCAUGACGAUAAGGACGAUCUUCACAGCGAUUGCGAGCAGGAAUCUCACCUGACUUCUGUAGAGCAAUCCGAAACUGUCGAGUUCUCUUCACCAGAAGACGCCGUUCCAGAUGCCUAUGGUAGCACAACUGCAAACGCUGCGAUUGUCUGGGUCUUGGUCUCUAUAGUGGCAGAAGGGCUCGCUCCCAGUGACCUCAAAGGUCUAUAUACUCCUGAAGCCUGCAGCCAGCUAUAUGAGUCUGAUGAAAAUGCUGAGUUUAGGCGCAAGGCUCUGCUGGGACCAAACUGGGAGAGGCUCAGAGGUGCAUCGUCUUUCGAAGGCGAGCAACCACAGGAAGGGGGGCCUUUUGGUCUCAAGGAUGUGGAUUCAGGUACCUACGGCAGAUGCUUAGCUUUCUUACACAGACUCGCCGAACACGAACCGUUGUGUGUUGGGCGCUGCCUCGCGUGCGUCCGGUGGGAAAGAAGACUUGCGUCACCUGUCCUACACCCUAAAAAUGCACAAAGCCUUCGCACCAAAAGAAAGCAUUGCCAAAGGGGUCAGAGCAAUGUUACAUGUGCCUGCAGUUUGUGGGAAACAUCUAUUCUCACGUCCGCGAGUGUCGUGGUCGAUGCCAGAACUGCGUUGCAAAAAAGGUGCCUUGCACGCGAGGAAACUUUGCAGGACACCACAAAUGCAAGGAUUACAACGCCAAAGAUCAAGAUUGUGGUAACUCUUCGCAUGACAAGAAAGGGACUUGUCUGA
Molecule: messenger RNA, 1703 nt
Organism: Fusarium oxysporum Fo47
Lineage: Eukaryota; Fungi; Ascomycota; Sordariomycetes; Hypocreales; Nectriaceae
Exons: 4
Coding region: 129-1703 (524 amino acids)
Source: RefSeq, a predicted model, not a curated record